CUCAUCAUGUGAAUUUAAUGGGGGCUGUCAUGCAGCCUAAAGUUAAUUGUGGCUUUCCAUCCAAAGUCUGGUUAAUCAUGCUAAAGCUGAUGUGUGUUUGUAAACCAAGUCAAGUAUCCUGGCUUGCCCUCCUCGUAGCAGCGCUGGGCUGUGCUAGUGCCCUGUCUGUAGAUGUGGAUCCUGUCUGCACAGCGGGAGGACAUGCAAAGUACAGACUUGCCUUCACAGGGAUGUGGAGUCAGACUGCCUUUCCAAAGCAAUAUCCUCUCUUUAGACCCUCGGCACAAUGGUCACAAAUCAUAGCUGUGACUCAUAGUUCUGACUACCACAUAUGGCAAAAAAAUGAAUAUGCCAGUACCGGAGUGAGAGAGUUUGCUGAGAAUGGAGAAGCCUGGACGUUAAUGAAGGAGGUGGAGUCAGCUGGGGAGAAGAUUCAGAGUGUUUAUGGGAUUUUCUCUGCCCCAGCGAUCACCAGUGGGACUGGCCAGAAUUCAGCCGACUUUGAGGUUUUUGCAAGGCACUCAUUACUCUCCUUCAUUGUGCGGAUCGUGCCCAGCCCGGAUUGGUUUGUAGGUGUGGACAGUCUGAACCUGUGUGAGGGGGAUCGCUGGAAAGAACAGUUGUCCCUGGACCUUUACCCGUAUGACGCAGGCACAGACAGUGGCUUCACCUUUUCAUCUCCAAACUUCGCAACCAUCCCACAGGACACGGUUACUCAGAUAACCUCUUCAUUUCCAAGUCACCCAGCAAACUCCUUCUACUAUCCCCGACUGAAGCAUUUGCCUCCCAUCGCAAGAGUCACCAUCACAAAGCUGAAGGGAAACCAUAUCAUGAGCCUGCCUAAAGACCUGUCCCAUUCCAAUCUGUUCCCUAUUAGCAAUGAAAUAGAUUAACUCACAAGUACGUUGAAAUACCUCAAUGGACACUAAUAUACCUGCUGCAUAGCCACCCUCAAAAGUUGUAGUAUUAUUCAAAUAAAGCAACAUUAUAUGCCAAAUCAAAGAAAUGGGUCUUUAGGUGAGCCAUACAAAGCUACCAGAGUUUGAGUCAUUUAAGUGAUGUAAAAUGGAGACUUUGAAGGAUGAUCAGACAAAUAAGAAAUGUAUUCAUUUAUUUAUUCAUUUUAUUGUAAAGAGGAAGAUAACUGGAAGCUGCCCCUAUUUUACUGUCCAAUUAUAAUAACAAACAUAUAUCCUAUAUCAAAGUACAAAGCUAGGAAUCCUGUUAUGAACAGCACAGAACAACUAGGGUUUUGUUGACAAUCUGAAAACAAGACAAUACAAAUCUGAAAGAGAAAAGUGACAAUUAGAAAAUACCUGUACAUUUCCAUUCAAAUGUGAUGUUAGUUUAGUAUUCAAGGAUUGUUGUGAGCAAACAGUAGUGUGAUAAACAGAACAUAAAUCGGAGUAUUGUUUUUUCAGACUUAGUUUCAAAGCCAACCCAGGAUUAAUGACUGGGUGGACA
Messenger RNA from Polyodon spathula (Mississippi paddlefish), 1464 nucleotides. RefSeq names its product spondin-2-like. The coding region runs from base 18 to 893 and encodes 291 amino acids. Gene Ontology annotation, cellular component: extracellular matrix. Gene Ontology annotation, biological process: cell adhesion. The transcript has 4 exons. The record is from RefSeq and is a predicted model, not a curated record. NCBI's taxonomy places the organism in Eukaryota, Metazoa, Chordata, Actinopteri, Acipenseriformes, Polyodontidae.